AUGGGCCCCUGUACCGCCUCCUCAUGCUGCUGCCAGGCCCGUAAUCUGCCAUGGGCCCCUGUACCGCCUCCUCAUGCUGCUGCCAGGCCCGUAAUCUGCCAUGGGCCCCUGUACCGCCUCCUCAUGCUGCUGCCAGGUCCAGAGUGUCUCAUGGGUCCCUGUACGGCCUCCCAUUGCUGCUGUCUCCAUCGCCACACUCUGCCAUGUGCCACUUUCAGGUCUCCUCACACUGCUGGUGUGUUCCAUUUUGUCAUAGGGUGCUGUAUGGCCUCCCAUUGCUGCUGCCUCCACCGCCACACUGUGGCUCCACACUCUGGUUUUGGCCCCGUGACUGCCCAAAUGAGUGAAGUGUGCGGUGAUUCUAAGAUCGACGGCACUCAUCUGCAUGUCAUACUGAGUGACAGUAUUAUUUCUCUUCCCCACAGACUCCAAGGGCAUUUAAAUUAAAGGUACAGUGUUCUGCACUAAUAUAA
This is a messenger RNA of Staurois parvus, 473 nucleotides long. NCBI's taxonomy places the organism in Eukaryota, Metazoa, Chordata, Amphibia, Anura, Ranidae. The record is from the annotation of a GenBank genome assembly.